UCAAGUUUCAAGGUUCUUUUUUUGGGCCGAAACACCUUACUAGCACAAAUGGCUUUGGUUUCAACUCAGAAACUGCCCAAGUAUUCUACUUCUACCCGUGGAAAGCUUACCUUACCACAAGAUGUAGUUGGGAACGUACCUAUUCUUUUUCCUCCAGAACUACAAAAUGCAGGAAAGGCUAAAUUGAAUAUGUUUUUGGAAGUUCCUAAUGAGGGUAGUCGCCCAUUUGUAGCAACCGCGUCACUCCAAAAACUUAGGAAAAAAGGGGAAAAUGGUGUGAGAGUGGUUCUCUUGGCGAGUGGGUGGAAGCCUAUUGUUAGGGAACUUCAACUGAAAAAAGGAGACACGGUGAGUAUUUUUCUCUUAAAUAACAUGUCGUGGACUUAUUUAAUUGAAGUGCAAAGGGCUCCAGAGGCCGACCGAAUUGAUGAAGUUGAUGCCAUGGAUGAGCACGUAGUACAGGAAGAGGCUCCAAUAAGGAUGGAAUUUGACCUGAACGAGCCUGUCCAACUCGACAUGGAGAGCAAUCUGAACCAACCGAAUCAACAGGUAAGGAUGGAGUUCGACCUCAAUGAACCGGCACACCCCCACAUGGAGAUCAAUCUCAACGAUGAAGACUGAAGGAUGGGAGCAGGAGAGUGGAUUGGUUCUUUGUUGGACAACCUUGGAGAUUUACUUAUAAGACCUUUCUACGGCCAUUACCUAUUUUCAAAAAAGACCUUUCUACGGAAGUGGCAGAAGUGUUGUUUUCUUUUAGCAUGUAUUGGUGUUAGUGCUGUUGUCGAUGUUGUUCUUCCUUGGGACUGGUUGCUUCUUUUUUUUUUUUAAUGUUUGGGAUUGGUUUUUUUUUUUUUUUAAUGUUUGUUUGUGAUAUUAUAUAUAUAGAAUGGAGUGUUUAUUUAAAAAUGGAAAACUUGAACUUAGAUUUCCUUUUUGUUUUUAUGGGAAUUUAGACUUCUUUUUUCGUUUUAUCCGAUUUGAGUAAUUCA
Rubroshorea leprosula is the source of this 989-nucleotide messenger RNA. The record is from the annotation of a GenBank genome assembly. NCBI's taxonomy places the organism in Eukaryota, Viridiplantae, Streptophyta, Magnoliopsida, Malvales, Dipterocarpaceae.